AGGCGGAGUCUCGGCAGUCCUGGCAGGGCCGCCAUUUUUGCAAAGGGAAAAGAGACUGGUUUGAGGAGAUCUAAUUUCUAAAAGUCGCCGUUGACUAGGGCUCAGUUUUAACGGUUUUGAAUUGAUUUGUAGUCAGUUUUGGGCUACCGCGAAAAGCAAGAGUACAGGAAGUGUACACAGUAAGUUAUUCGUUGGAGGACACGUUUAGAUACCAACAUUUUAAAGCUUUGCUAGGGAUCCGCAGUGUGUGGACAGAAGUAUUGUUUUGGUUGUGGAAGCUGUGUGGAAAGCGACGGGGGUCUUACCCAGGUCCCCUUAUUCGCUAUUCAGAUCCUCCAGAGUGGACAUAAAACGGCCUUGUGGAUGCACUUAGAUGUCUGCAAUGACUGCUGUGGCUGGCAUGCCUCAGUGUUUUGGACUUCCAUUCUCUGGACUCAGUAGGACAAGAACUGAUCAGCAGAGAACGUCAUGAGCAUAGUCAUCCCAGUAGGGGUGGACACAGCAGACACCUCAUACCUGGACAUGGCUGCGGGCUCAGACAGACCAGAAUCGGUGGAGGCCAGCCCUGUGGUGGUGGAAAAGUCCAGCUACCCACACCAGAUCUACAGCAGCAGCUCUCACCAUUCCCACAGUUACAUUGGCCUGCCUUACGCUGACCAUAACUAUGGGGCACGGCCCCCACCUACGCCGCCAGCCUCCCCUCCCCCCUCCAUGUUGAUCCGACAAGGAGAGGGGGGGCUGUUUGUUCCAGGGGGUCAGGACGAGGCGUCCCGGGGCACCACCCUCAGCACCUCAGAGGAUGGUAGCUAUGGGGCCGACAUCACCCGCUGCAUCUGUGGCUUCACCCACGAUGACGGCUACAUGAUCUGCUGUGACAAGUGCAGUGCCUGGCAGCAUAUAGACUGCAUGGGCAUCGACAGGCAGAACAUUCCUGAGACUUACCUGUGUGAGCGCUGCCAACCACGACACCUGGACAGAGAGAGGGCCAUCCUGCUGCAGACCAGGAAACGGGAAUGUUUGUCAGAUGGGGAUACCAGUGCUACAGAGAGUGGAGAUGAAGUGCCGCUAGAGCUGUACUCCACCUUCCAACACACGCCUACCACCAUCACCCUGACGACCGGGCGCCUUGGCAAUAAGCAGGCUGAUAAAAAACGCAAAAAGAGUGGCGAUAAAGAGCCUCCAGCAGCAUCUGCCCGAGCUAAGAAGGCUUUCAGAGAAGGGUCCAGAAAAUCCUCCAGAGUAAAGGGUGCAGCUCCUGAGCAGGAGCCAACAGAGCACCCGUCUCUGUGGGAGAACAAGAUCAAAACGUGGAUGGAGCGAUACGAGGAGGCCAGCAGCAAUCAGUAUAGUGAGGACGUCCAGGUCCUGUUACGAGUUAAAGAGCAAGGCGACGGCAAGAGCCUGGCGUACAACACGCACCCCGCUUCCUUCAAACCCCCUGUAGAGAGUCAAGUUCAGAAAAACAAGAAGAUCCUGAAGGCAGUGCGAGACUUGGCCCCAGACUCCCUCAUCAUUGAGUACAGGGGAAAGUUCAUGCUUCGACAGCAGUUUGAGGCCAACGGUUACUUCUUCAAGAGGCCGUACCCGUUUGUAUUAUUUUAUUCCAAAUUCGACGGACUGGAGAUGUGUGUGGACGCUCGCAGUUUUGGGAACGAGGCACGCUUCAUCCGUCGCUCCUGCACCCCCAAUUCUGAGGUGCGACAUGUCAUUGAGGAUGGCAUGCUGCAUUUAUACAUCUACUCACUGAGGCCUAUCACAAAGGGCACAGAAAUCACCAUCGGUUUUGAUUUUGACUAUGGCAGCUGUAAAUAUAAGGUGGACUGUGCCUGCGUGAAGGGGAACCAGGAGUGCCCGGUGCUCAAGCACAACCUUGAGCCCACGGAGAACCUCGGCUCAGGAGGCCGACGCCGAGGGAGUCGUAAGGACAAGGAGGUUGUCCGGGACGACCAGGGCCAGAACCAGAACGUAGGUUUAGACGGCGAAGGGAAGGGGAAGAACGUAGGCGAUGGCAAGCAGAGGAAACUGUCUCCUCUUCGCCUCUCCAUCUCAAACAACCAGGAUCCUGAGUUAUAUGAGGAUCUAGAAGACAAAACCUCCGUUAGCAAUGAAGUAGAGAUGGAGUCAGAGGAGCAGAUUGCGGAGAGGAGGAGGAAGAUGACACGAGAGGAGAGGAAGAUGGAAGCCAUCCUGCAAGCCUUCGCCCGCAUGGAGAAGAGAGAGAAACGCAGGGAGCAGGCCCUCGAGAGGAUCGGGAGCAUCAAGACGGAGGUCGGGGGCCGCAGUGACAUCAAGGAGGAGCCUCCAGCCACACCAGAGACGGCCGAUUCUCCGACUGUAAUGCAGCCGCUUUUGGAGGUGAAAGAGGAGCCAGGGUUAAAGCCGGCAAAAGUUAAAGGUGCAAGAAACAGGAAAAGCUUCUCAAGGAAUCGCACGCACAUCGGUCAGCAGCGACGGCGAGCUCGCACCAUCAGCACCUGCUCUGAUUUGCCGCCCGGCUCUCCAGUCGAGUCUGUGGAACCUCUGACCAACGAAGCUCCUGAGGGAGAGACACCCACUGCACCCGAGCCUGAGGCCAUCUCUAACCAAGCACCUGACACCAGCCCCCCUCACAGCAGCUCACCUGCACCUGACAGGAACCGCACCGGGAGCAAGAACUUCAAAACUAAAAAGCACUUUGUGAGUGAGUGGGUGGGAGAGAAGCAGCAGGACCGCGGUGCAGUACGAACCCCGGAGCCGGCCCCCGAGAGGCCGCUGAGAAUAAGCAGCGACCCUGAAGUACUCGCCACGCAGCUGAAUGCACUCCCUGGUAUGGCCUGCUCUCCACAGGUCUACAGCACGCCCAAACACUACGUCCGCUUCUCGUCGCCGUUCCUGGCAAACCGCAGCCCGACAACUCCUGGUGUCCCCACAGGGAGACGACGCUCCAGAGAACUGCCAGAAACGCCACCGACCACGGGCUCCUGCAAGAAGCGAUGGUUGAAGCAGGCUCUGGAGGAGGAGGGAUCCACCAGCCCAGCAAGACGACCAAGCCUCCUUAUGCCUUGUGAGGGUCCUCUUAGCCCCUCCAUCAAUGGAGACUCUGACAGCCCCUUACCCUACAACGGCACUUGCUCUCUACCAGAGUUGCCCACACCUUUGAAAAAGCGGCGAUUGAGUCCGUUAGAUGCCUGUAUGUCCGAAAGCUCGACUCCCUACGGCUCCCCUUGUGCCACGCCCACCAGGGCCGACCAGUCUGAGACGCCUGCCACCCCGGUCUUACUGGCUACCCCACCUCGUCCCCGAAUAGAGGAGCCAAGUACAGAGCCCCUACCCAGCACCCCAACACAGGCACUUAAUGCCCCUCAGGAGAGUGAAUCUUCAGCGGAGAACUCCCCUGAGGUUAGCCGGAAACCCAGCAUACAAGACGCUGAUCGUCCUCCUUCGUUGGUCUCCUCUCCCUGCAUCCGAGCUCCCGCUUCAGACGGACUUCUAACAGAAGCCAAAUUAUCGGUUCCUGAAAGCCCACAGCCUCCUGCUGUCGAGUCUGUAGAUCUAGGGGAGGACCGUACAGACGGUGGGGUCGUAGAAGGAAGUAGCGAAGCUCCCUCAUCCGCAGAAACGUGCGCUUCCUCUUUCCCAGGCUGGAUUAAAAGCCCCGACAGAGGCCCGACUGGACCAGCUGGCCUGAACUUCUCUCCAGUCAACUCGAACUUACGGGACCUCACCCCGUCACACACCCUAGAGCCUCUGGCGGCUCCGUUCAGGCCUGAAGCUGCAGCUGGUGCUGCGGCAGGGUCCACUGCAGGGACGGGGUCCCUGGUUGGCUCUCAGGCCCCCUUCAGUGAAGGACAGGGACAGCUCUUUUACCCCUGCUCUGAGGAGGGGGGUGCACUCGGUUUCUCUCGAUCACUGAGCGGGGACGGCAGCGGAGAUGGAGGAGGGUCAGCCCAAAACCCUCCACAGAAGAAAAAGGUUUCCCUCUUAGAAUACAGAAAACGUCAGAGAGAAGCUCGUCGCAGUGGCUCUAAAAACGAGUGCAGCUCUCCUGUUUCCACCGUGCCACCUCUUUCAGUUGACGCCUUCCCAGUCGCUCUAGAGACCACCAGUGAGCCUCCUCCACCCCCUGCACCCACAACACCCUGCAACACCAACACCUCGUCUGUAAAAGAGCUGCAGGCCAGCGAGGAGGGAGAGCCACCUGGAGAAAAAGGGGAGAGGGAAGGAGGAGAGGGACAGUGGACAUCAUCCACUUCUGUAGAGCAGGCCCGGGAACGCAGCUACCACAGAGCUCUGCUGCUCAGCAAAGACAAAGACACAGAUGGUGAAGCUGAGGGCGGAGAUACACCUGCACUUAGAGAUUGCCCGUCUCCAAGUAUUCAAAAGACCCCCACCCAUACACCGUGCUCUCCUGGUCCUCUCGCUCAGCCGCCCAGCCGACCCAUCAGGGAGGAAGACGCCGACAGUCAGCCUCGGACACAAAACCCAACCAGCCAACCUCAGAGCAAGCCUGCAGGACCCAAACCAGCCCCUCUGACUCCCACCAAGCUGCACCCCACCCCCUUACCCUCCUCUCCUGUCCACUAUCCUGGAUCCUCCCUCCUCCACUCCCCCAAACCUCAGCCGCAGGGCUCCCCUUAUCGCAGCCAGAGGGCGCUGUUCACCGCUCAGCCUCCUAAUCAACCUCAGGCACAGGCACAAACUGGCCCUGGACCUUUCCCCCAGUACAACACCCAGAGUGCUCCUCCACCGCCUCCCCCUCCACCCCCAGCACCGCCCGUCUCCACAGCCUACUUCCCCAACCAGAGCCCGUCACCUGCCGGACCUUUCCCCGGGUUCAAACCCGCCGUCACCCCUCCUUACCCUCCUGGUUCUCAGCCCAUGAUGCAGACUCUCCCUCACAGCGUGCACUAUCAGAGCUCGGCUGCUCCUCCACCACCCCCCCCUCCUCCUCCUCAUCCGAUGCCCAGCCCUGCCCUCCUGCACUUGCAGCCUCCUCCCAUCCAGCAGCACCAGCUCAUGCUGACAACGGCUCCUCCGCCGCCGCCUCCCCCGCAGGGCCAGGCCCCUCCAACGCAACAGCAGCAACCACCUCCUGGUGGCAACACCAUGCUGUCACUCACCCCUCCUCCCCCACCUCCUCCACCUCCCCCUGCUCCCUCGUCGAACGCCCCGAUGCAGCCCCAUCACUUUCAGAACUUAGGGGGGUUCCAGCCGGCGUUGCUGCACCCGGGUGCUGCCGCCAACCCUUCAGUGCCCCCAUCCUCAUAUCCCCCGCCCCUCCAGCAGACUGGACUGCCUCCGCCUCCCCCUCCUCCCCCACAACAGACUCAACAAGGCCAGGCUCAGGCCACCGCCUCCCAGAUGCCUUCUGGGACUCGUGGAGCUCCUGCGUCCUCGACCCCUUUCCACAGCCCAGGGUACCUGAGUACGGGGUGGCACUGACCCACCUCGCCCCUGAGAACUCUGCCUGAGGGGGUGCUGUACCAUAAGCUGUAGAUAUGUUUUCUAUGUACCUGAACACACGGCCAGUGGAAAAACAUUGUGGGUGAAGAGGAUGCUUUUUAAAAAACAAGAAAAACAUGGACAGAAAAAUUUUAGAAAACAGACAUUAAAUAAUCUUCAAGAUAAACUGUAAAAUAAAUGAAGAUAGACGAUCACCCCUGGUGCUCAUAGCUCCCUCUGGCCUCUGUUUGUUUUAUAUAACCUCCCUGUGAUGGAGAGAAAGCUCUCUGUUCUGUGUCUUGUUUGGACUCCCAUUGUAAGGCCCCGCACUUUGUUUAUCAAUGGACAUUCCAGCCUUUAACCCCUCCUGCUCCCUCUUCAUCCCCCUAUUUCUCCUUUGUCAGUUAUUCCUUUUACUUCCUCUUUUUCUCUUGUCUGUUGUCGGCUCUACACCAUUUUAUUUGUUUUAAUCUAGUGGCUCAUUAUAGCAAAAGAAGAAAGCUUUUUGUAUAAAGAAAAAAACAACACAAUUAUUUUUUUUAUUCCUCUGUCUAACAACAAAUAUCUGUCACCGCUGCAGAUUAAGAUAAGACCCCGUUAAUGGGAGCCUGCCUCACCGACCCGGGAGGCUGCACUCGUGUGUGAUUGUGUAUGUGUGAGUGAGUGUAUGCUUGUGUUAAGGUUUGGAGGAGAAUGGCUGCUUGGAGGAGGUGUGAGAUGUAACGAGUGCUCGUAGUCCUCCGAGGUAGGCGGAGUGGUCUUGCCCACAGGUAGGACGUUAGCGGUUUAUUUUUGAAUAUCAAUGGUUAUUUGUAGAAAGUGUAAUUUAAUGUAUAGGUGGUUACUCCAGCUUUCACCAGGAACAGGUUGUAAAUAUUCGCUUCUUUUCUUUUCUAUGCUUGUACAAUUCGCUCCCAUCCCAUUUUGAAAUAUGGUUGUACAUAUGAACGCUCUUCUUGGCAAAGCUGAAUGUUUCUGUGACUGUAGCAUUAUUUUUAUUUUAUUUUCCCCCCCCUCUCUCUCUGGACUCUUUAACUUUGUCUUUUUUUAUUAUUUGUGUGUGUGAGUGUAUGUUUGUGUGGAGGGGAGAGACUCACAGACACUGCACUGGUUGGCUAUUUUCAUGGUUCAUUAUAAUAAAUCACUGUAA
Molecule: messenger RNA, 6571 nt
Organism: Cheilinus undulatus (humphead wrasse)
Lineage: Eukaryota; Metazoa; Chordata; Actinopteri; Labriformes; Labridae
Gene: kmt2e
Product: lysine (K)-specific methyltransferase 2E
Exons: 24
Coding region: 469-5421 (1650 amino acids)
Molecular function (GO): protein binding
Source: RefSeq, a predicted model, not a curated record